Messenger RNA from Lymnaea stagnalis (great pond snail), 2315 nucleotides. The record is from the annotation of a GenBank genome assembly. Lineage: Eukaryota; Metazoa; Mollusca; Gastropoda; Lymnaeidae.
CAAUGAUAAGAGUUUACUGUAAUGAAGAUAAGGCUCCACAUCUAUUUAAUAUAUAACAAGAAUGAAAUUUCACAUCAAUGAACUUCAAAUAAAAAAAAUAAAAAAAGUAAAGAAAAUAAAAGGACCGUAACCUAUUAAGUUCAGUACUGAUUACCGUCCUUGCAGAAAGGAGUCGUUCUUUUUGAAAAUGGGCUGGUCAAGCAGUGCCGUGUGUGUCUUUGGAAUUAUAUUUCUACAAUAUGCUGGUAUGUAAAUGCGCCAGUAAAAACAAAUACAUUUUAUUAUUUUAAAAUAAUUUACACAUUUCUUACUGUUCUAAAUUAUCUUUAUUUCUAUUACAUAAAUCUAAAUACUCAAAUAGCGUUUAUGAAAACAUUUCUGUUCUAAAGGCCUUUAUAUGCCGUAUGCAUAUAUAUAUAUAUAUAUAUAUAUAUAUAUAUAUAUAUAUAUAAAAACGUUAAGAUUUUUUAGUCUUGAAUAUUAAUCAGCGAGUUAAAUGUUUACCAAAUUAAUACGUUUAUCUUUCAAAGCCUUUAAGAGUAUAGACGCUGUGAAAUAGUGGAGUCCUAACGCGAACGUUGUGGGCUUAGCUGCAUCUCAUUAGGUUAUACAAUAUCAAAGAUUUAACGAUUACUCAAUUUCAACCAUUUCUAUGUUCCAGCUGGCAACCCACAUUUGAGCGUCCACCCCCAACCAAUCCGCGUGGGUCUGGCCAGGAACUUCACAGCUUUUUGUACUGUAUCAGAUCUAAAAGUAGCCGGGUGGUCCAGUGUUGCUUCCCUUGUCAUUAGAAGAAACAGAAACCGGGUUUCCGAGCCCAUCGCCGACGUCCACAGUUCAGCGAGCGCUGUGCUCAGACCAUCGGCCGGAGACGCCGUGGUCAGCGGCGCUCUCAGCAACGCCGAAAACUACAUCUCAGUCACCUGGAAGAAUCCCGACGGACGCCUGGAAGGAGAGUACAUUUGUGAAGGCACCGGGGUCGACAUCGCUGGAGCCCCGGCGUCAUUCUCAGACACCGUCUUGGUCGCGGUCGAAUACCCGUCAAAAGAUGAGUAUAUCACAGCCCUGUUCCAGCUGUACAACGAGCAGGACAAAAUGGCCGAGACCAUCAACGCCGCGUACGCGGUCGGAAACUCCACCGAGCAGAAGCUCCAGAACGCCCUGGCGACCGUCAGCAGACUGAGGGUCGAUGGCUGCGUAGAAGAACUUAACGGCACCGGCUGCGACGACCCCAAGCUGCCCGUCGGAUACAACGUUGUCAACAUCACCCCGAAAGACGGACUCGGUGCCAUCAGGGUGCUCUGCCAGGUCCGAGCGGUGGGCGAGGGCUGGGUCGUGUUCCAGAAGAGAUUCGACGGAUCCGUCGACUUCUACAGGGACUUCCACGACUACGAGAACGGCUUCGGAACGGUGGGCGCGAGCUCCGAGUUCUGGCUGGGCCUGAAGAACCUGAGACGUCUGCUGGUGGACAACGGCGACGCGAACCAGAUCCGCGUCGACAUGACCGAGCUCGGCACGGGCUACAACUUCACGAGAAUCUACCCGACCUUCACGAUCGGACCGGAUCCGGAGUACACGCUGAUCGCCGACGGGUACGACGACGGGGCGAGGGGCCUGUCCGAGAACGCCGGCGCGCAGUUCCAGACCUUCGACAGGGACAGCUCCGGCGGCUGCCCUUCGUCCCUGCGCCUGGCCGGCUGGUGGUUCAACCAGGGUUGCGGGUACGUCAACCUGAACGGCCUCUGGGGCCUGCCCGGGGGCGAAGCCUCCAUGUUCUGGUACGAGAUCUACAACCACCCGCUCCAUUCCAUGCAGGCGACAGAGUUGAAGUUCCGUCCUCGAACCCCAGCCGUUGUCAUCCCACCAAAGCAAUAAAAAAAAACUGUUAAAUAAAUAAAUCCAACUUUUUGCUUCAACCCACACUUACACACUGUAGCUGCUCAUUUAUAAUUUGUUUCCUUAACAUUUGAAUAAAAGUUGUUUUUUUUUGAGCCACGAUUUUAUUUUGUUGCUACUUCAAUCAUGGCCUGUGGGCGAAGGGGGAGGGGGGAUGGUUGCAACGUCCACGUUAAACAUAAUCUAGUUAUGAAGUGCAAAUGAUCUCUAAUCAAUUCGUUUAUGUUCAUGAAGGGAGUCAUUUCCUCUUGGUAUAAGAUGGCUGAUUUUUACACUAGAGAAAUACUUUAGAUCAAUUGUGUUUAAAUUAUUCUAAUAGUAAAAUGGUGUCUUGAUUAAAAUAUGUAUUUAUUUAUGUGCUCAAAUAAUUAUGUACAUAAUAAAAAAUAUUUUAAAAAUCCAUUUAUUUGGAUCAAUAA